ACAGCAACAGAUGUACGAGCCACACUCACUCGCACUUUAAAUCUUCUAUCAAGAGAAAAGAAAACCCACUAGGUCCUGCUCCAGCAAUUUAGUCUUUAACCGGAAGAGGAGAUAUUUGCUUCCGGGUUAAAAUAAAUGUGGUUAAAAGGUCUAAGUUUCGUAAAAGCUGAUUUCUUUGGUAGGCGGUUUGUGUGGCGUCCAUUGCGUCUUUUCGCAAAGGAUGGUGGGACUUGUAGUUUUUAUGCUUGCACGGGGGGGAUUGUGUGUAUGCUUUUUCCCCGCCAGGGCCCCGCGCGUAGGCCAAGCCACCCAAGCCUGAGUGCGUUCCCGGCUUUCCUUCGCUGACACUCGCAGGGAAGGUUCCGAGUUCUCCGGGAAAGGGCUUUUCCGUGUGGCAAGGCCGAGGGGGAGAGAGAGAAGAAACGCGGCUACCGUUGUUCUGCUUGUGCUGAGGCCUCGAAGUGUGUUUUUCGGGACGGAGGCUGAGGCGGGCUGCCUCUUGAAAUAUUGCAGCCAUGACUAAGAGAGAAGCAGAAGAACUGAUAGAAAUUGAAAUUGAUGGAACUGAGAAACAGGAGUGUACUGAAGAAAGCAUUGUUGAGCAGACAUACACCACUGCAGAAUUUGUGAGUCAGGCUAUUGAUAUCAAUGAACCAGUUGGAAAUCUUAAGAAACUGCUGGAACCAAGACUUCAGUGUUCCUUGGAAGCACAUGAAAUUUGCCUCCAGGAUAUACAGCUGGAUCCAGAUCGCAGUCUCUUUGAUCAAGGUGUCAAGACUGAUGGAACAGUACAACUUAGUGUCCAAGUAAUAUCUAGGCAAGGAAUAGAACCCAAGUUAAACAUCCUUGAAAUUGUAAAGCCAGUAGAAACGGUUGAGGUAGUUAUUGACCCAGACGCUCAUCAUACUGAAACUGAAGCACACCUUGUUGAAGAAACUCAGGUGAUAACGCUGGAUGGAACAAAGCACAUCACCACCAUAUCUGAUGAAACAUCUGAACAAGUAACUCGAUGGGCUGCAGCAUUAGAAGGCUACCGGAAAGAACAGGAACGCUUAGGAAUUCCUUAUGAUCCCGUACAGUGGUCAACUGACCAGGUCCUGCACUGGGUAGUAUGGGUGAUGAAGGAGUUUAGCAUGACAGAUAUAGACCUCAAUACUCUUAGCAUUCCUGGGAGAGAGUUGUGCAGUCUAAAUCAAGAAGACUUCUUCCAGAGAGUCCCACGGGGAGAAAUCCUUUGGAGUCACCUGGAACUUCUUCGAAAAUAUGUUUUGGCCAGCCAAGAACACUCUGGAGAAAUUGCAACAGUUACUAUUGACCAACCUGUGCAGAUUAUUCCAGCAUCUGUACAACCUUCUACCCCAACCACAAUUAAAGUCAUAAACAGCAGUGCAAAGGCAGCUAAAGUACAGAGAGCUCCAAGGAUUUCCGGAGAAGACAGAAGUUCACCUGGGAACAGAACAGGAAAUAAUGGUCAAAUCCAGUUAUGGCAGUUUUUGCUUGAGCUUCUGACAGACAAAGACGCUCGAGACUGCAUUUCAUGGGUUGGAGAUGAAGGAGAAUUCAAACUAAAUCAACCAGAGUUAGUGGCACAGAAAUGGGGACAGCGUAAAAAUAAGCCCACUAUGAACUAUGAAAAACUCAGUCGUGCUUUACGGUAUUACUAUGAUGGAGACAUGAUCUGCAAAGUACAAGGCAAGAGAUUUGUGUACAAGUUUGUCUGUGACUUGAAGACUCUAAUUGGGUAUAGUGCGGCAGAGUUAAAUCGGUUGGUCACAGAAUGCGAACAAAAGAAACUGGCAAAGAUGCAACUCCAUGGCAUUGCACAGCCAGUUACAGCAGUUGCACUGGCCACGGCAUCACUGCAAACUGAAAAAGAUAACUAAGCACCACACCUGGAAAGCUUGGAAGCAUGAGGCCUUUCUUGUACACUGAGCAGUUUCUGAUGUUUAAAUGGGGAACAACUUCUAUUCCUUGGCAAUUGAAUAUGAUGCAUGGUUUUUCUAUGAAGAACUGAGAUGAAUUGGAAUCUUUUUCACUUAAAGGCAUAUAUUUCAUGUACAUUCAGGGCACGUCACAGUUUUCUCUAUAUGAAGACAGACCUUUUUGUGGCAAGUAGUCUGGGAUUGGUAAGAAAACCCAAAAUUGGUUUGUGUAAUUUCCAAGCAUUUUAAGAAAGUGAAGCAUCUGUACAACACAAACUAGUUAAUAUACUGAAUCUUAUUUUCUGUAUUUCUUUUUUCUCAAACAACCAGCUGGAAUGUAGUUUUUCCAUAUGUAGGCAGGCUUUUGUUAACCGUGCUAGUCAUUGCCUAAGCAUGCCAAGUUGUAGAAAGAAAAAAAAAGUACUAUGAUGCUAAGGCAGUUUCUCUGUUCAUUAGCUAAAGAAGGGAAAUGAAGGCAGAGCUGAAGAUCACUGCUGAGAAGGAGAUCCAACUUUAAGUCCAACAAGGUCAAAAACCAAUUAUGAGUUUGAUAUAACAUGUAGAUAACAUGCACAUAUGAGGGAAAGUGCUUAACUAUCUUGAGAGACAUCGCUAAGCAUAAUGGCUGGCAUAAAAAAUGGUUUUCCACAUUUUUCCUGUUGGGAGAUUAAAAACUUGAAAUACUAUCUCUCAUCCAAAGAAUAGGUUUGGUUUUUGUUUUAACCUACCCUGCAGAAUAUAUUAGCUGCUGCUGCUUAUACUUGCAGUGUAGUAGACUUUGAACUGAAGACUUAAGUUAAUCACAGAGACCCCUUUCUGUUGGGAAACAAAAUGUAAACUGCAGCUAAAUUAAUAAAUGAAGUUUGACUUCCCAAGUUUAUAUAGACUGCUGUAUUAAAAUACAGAAAAGUGCAGUUCUUUUCUUAUAAUUACUUUGUUUUCAAGCUGUUGUUUUUUGGGGGCUUGGAAAUUAAAUAAUGUGGGUUCAGAGUAAACGAUAACUACUUUGGGAAUUAGAUGCAUUUUUAAAUCUGAUACCUAACAAAUCCAGGAAUGUUGUUAGACUCUGUUAAAUUCCAGGUAAAGUCUGGAAAGCACAUUUUGGAUUUAUCUCUUACAUUUGUGUGAUAUAAAUGUUAUGCUCUAAAUGCAUGCUUUUCAUUGAAUUAUAAAAGAACAAACCUAUUGGGAUGAGUUGUGGCUUUAUUUUACAAUCAGUAAAAAUGUGGAAGUUAAACAGGAGCUUCAUUAUUAUGAAUACUCUAAAGUUUCUAAAGUCUAUCAGAAUAACACAGUAAUAAGCACUAAAUACAAAACAUGGCUUAGAGUAUGUCAGGCAACAAUUACAGUAACAUUAAGGAAUCUACCAGUUUCCAAGACUUUAGCUAUACUUGUUUAUCUUCAGAACAUUUAGAAAUGUUAAAUGUCAUAUAGGCAAGAUUAGAUUUUCCAUUUUGAGUGACAAUCCUGUGUCCAUUAAUAACAGAAAUCCAGUAGGUGAAACUUUUGGUAUUUAAUAGAAUGCAGGCUUCCAGUUUAAGCACUAGUUUUCAGUGCUAUUCCUAAAAUUGUGUGAGAAUGUGUUUGAGAUGAGAAAUAAGCCUGCUUUAAUUAUAUAGCAAGAAUUGUAACUCUCAAUGCAUAGCAGGAAUAUUGGCACAAAGCAAAGUAGUAACUGUGUGCCUGAGAAUAUGAGCUCCAGAAUUGUUUAUGCAACACUAUGGAAGAUGAGUUGGUUCACUGAAAAGAAAACAGGUUCACUGAGAAGAAGCUUAACUCACUGGUUCAGCUUUUUAAAAAGAGUUUGAAAUGUUCCAAACAUUGAUUUCCCCCCCCCCCUUUGUCGAAGAGGUGAUCUGUUAAUAUUGAGGCAGAUUAAACUGAUCACAAAUACCUGUAUAAAUGCUAUACUAGAUACCCUCUCAGCUAUGCACAUACUAGAAUAAGCCAUAUUAGGAAACAUGGCAUAUGGCCUUUCUUUUAUAUACAUUGGAUUUGUUUUCUAAACUUUAGAUUUUCGUUAUUUCCUUUAUAGGUUUGCUGCACUUUUAAACAAUAUUUUCCCCAUUUAUAGAGUAUCUUCAGUGUGUUUUCAAAAUAGUACAUACUUGUCAAAUUUCUUGUGGGGACAAUCUGUGACUAAUUUGAGAUCUUCAGUAAAAGGUAUGGAUUAUUGUAUAUUUGGUGGCAUUGUGUGACUUUCAGAAUAAAAAUAUAGACAAUUUAUUCCCAAAUUUUUGUAAGAUGGAGGGGUUUUGCAUACAUUUUUACUCUUUACGGACACAUACUCUGCUAAUUAUGUAUUUCUUUUGUGUUGAAUUUUUUGGUAAUUUUACAUGAAUUAUUCUCUAUUUUUACUCUAAAAUAUUUGUGCAUAAAAUUGUCAAUAUCGUAAAGUAUGAAAAUAAAAUUUUACAUAGCAUAAA
Molecule: messenger RNA, 4348 nt
Organism: Heteronotia binoei (common prickly gecko)
Lineage: Eukaryota; Metazoa; Chordata; Lepidosauria; Squamata; Gekkonidae
Gene: GABPA
Product: GA binding protein transcription factor subunit alpha
Exons: 10
Coding region: 516-1883 (455 amino acids)
Biological process (GO): cell differentiation; regulation of transcription by RNA polymerase II
Cellular component (GO): nucleus
Molecular function (GO): DNA-binding transcription factor activity, RNA polymerase II-specific; sequence-specific DNA binding
Source: RefSeq, a predicted model, not a curated record